AUGGGCUCUGUAAUUGCGCAGACGCCCGUCCGGCCUGUGCCAGGCAUCUGGCCUCAGACUCCUGCCGCGCGCCCUCCAGCAAUACCUGCUCCUUCCUUCCAGUCUUUCACGACGCCAAUGUCCCGCCCGGCCCUCAUCCCUUCUCAACCCUCGACAACCCUCAUCACCACGAAUCCUCCUGAAGCGCCCGUUCAAGCGUCAAUGCGGCCACCCGAAGCACUCGAGCCCGUGGAAAGAGCUGCGCGCACAAUCAACGAAUCUCUCGCAAGUGAAUCGCGAUUCCCAGAAGUCGACAGUUACUUGUCUCAGGGUUACUCUGCCGAUUAUGAUAUCCAGUCUUCGACAACAUGGGCACCGUUUCAGAGAGCCGGCUUCUACAGAAUCCCAGACGAGAUAUUCGAGCAGUAUAAUAAUGCGCAGUUGACGACGAGUAUGGGACUAUUUCCGGAGUUGAGGUAUGCUUGGACUACAAUCGACAAUGCCCUGUACAUGUGGGACUACUCUGCAUCGAGGCCCGAACUACUGGGUUUUGAGGGACAGUCGCACAGCAUCCUUGCUGUUAAACUCGCUGUCCCUCGAGCGGGUGUCUUUCUACCGAAUAUCAAACAUGUCAUUGUCAUUGCGACAACUGCAGACAUAUUUCUGCUGGGCCUGGGUACAGACUCGAGUCCAGGCGGCUCACCUGCUCUAUCUCUGUUCCAGACUGGUAUGUCGGUCUCAGUUAGGGGUCUCGAUGUCAGUGUCAUCGCUUCCUCCGCAAAAACUGGGAGGAUAUUUUUCGGUGGCAGGACGGACAAUGACAUAUAUGAGCUCACAUAUCAGCAAGAGGAUCGGUGGUUUGCAAGUCGAUGUUCGAAGAUUUGUCACACUAGCGGUGCUGCCAAGUCUUUGACGUGGACGUUCAGCAGCUUCAGUCACGGUCAUCGAGAGUAUGUGGAACAGAUCGUGGUGGAUGACAGCAGAGACCUCCUUUACACCCUUUCUUCCGCUUCUAAUAUUCGCGUAUUCCACAUCAAGCCCGGAGGCGGAUUACCACUUUUGGUCACAAAACCUGCAUCCGAGAUCUACGAUAACAUCGGUCAUAUCAUUAACCAGAGCGAAUCCCUCAACAAUCGAGUCAAGAUUGUAUCGAUAUCAGCUCUUCCAGCUGCCGAAGCGUCAAGAUAUCACCUGGUAGCUGUCACAGCAACUGGUUAUCGAAUAUACCUCAGUGCCAAAAGCGCCACAAGCUACGGCUACGGGUCUUCAGCUCGAGCCGGUGCUCCAAUCAGCGUACAGGCACAACAUGUCAAAGUACCGCCGCUGUCGUCCAAUACAGGCCAUUCAAGCACAUGGGGUACGGGUUCUUCGAGCGAUGUUCAUCAACCCAUCAAGACCUUGACGACGACUCGACUUGCUGCGCGGUACUCGCCCGGAUACUUCUUUUGCUUCACUGCUAGGGAUGCCAACUCACCCACUGACCAAUUAUUUAUUUCUGCCCCUGAUGCCGGUAGACUACUGAGGAGCUCCGAACCCGGGCAGACAAGUCGAACUUCGGAAUCUGCAAUAUGGCUCUCACUCGGCAGCCGUGCAGAGGACAUAGGGUUGGUGACCCCAUACUCUGCUCCCAUCUCAAGCCCGGUCGGCUACGGGAAUGACUUGGCCGUACAAUUUGACAAGCCUAUCCCAGAGGUUGCAAUCUUGACGAACACCGGCAUCCACAUCAUCAGAAGACGCCGCUUGGUGGACAUUUUUGCGGCUUUGAGCAGUCAAGGCGGCGGACCCGAAGGAUUUCAGCACGAGGUCAGCAACCUGAUUCGGGCUUAUGGGAGGACCGAGACUCUGGCAACAGCGCUUGCGGUCGCCUGUGGUCAGGGAGUUGAAGACACCGGCAAUGCUCAGUCGAUGCGGGUCAACGACCCGGAAGUCCUCGAGCUUGCUCGCAAGACUUUCAUUGAGUACGGCGGCAAGCCAAGCAUCAAUCAAAACUCAAUCACGGACAGAUCGGUCCCUUUGAUCGACGCUGUACGACCUUCGCCGCGCCACGCGGCAAUUGCUUUGUACAUUUCUCGCUUAUUGAGAUCAACGUGGAAGAACGUGAUUGCAAUGGAGUCGACCACACCGGCCGGCUAUCAGAUCAAUCCUGCCGUACCUCUCAAGAAGUUGAGGGACGUCCAAGAAUCGUUGUCCGCGCUCCAACGCUUCUUUCAGACGAACAAGAGCUUCAUCAAAGGUCUUAGCGGGCCUGAUGAUCUUCCAGCAACAAGCACCAAGGACGACGAGAUCGCUCUGCAAGGAGAACACCGUGCCUUGCAUUCACUAGUCAAGUUUACAUCAGACACCAUUGAAGGCCUUUCUUUUAUUCUAGUCUUAUUCGAAGAGAAGGUCGCGGAGAUAGUGCCACUGCUGCCGGAGACUUCCAGACCAGAGAUGCUGAAGCUUACUUUUGAGGAACUCUUCACGACAAAGAAAGGUUAUGAGCUUGCGAAAGAGCUCGUCAAAGCCAUCGUGAACCGCAAUAUCGCGAAAGGGUCCAAUGUCGAGACAGUUGCUGAAGCGCUCCGCAGAAAGUGUGGGAGCUUUUGCAGCGCAGACGAUGUCGUGAUAUUCAAAGCACAAGAGCAACUGAGACGAGCAGCAGAAGCAGGGACGAAUGGUGACUCUUCACGAAAUCUUCUUAAUGAAAGCUUGAAACUCUUUGAAAAGGUGGCCCACAGUCUGCCCCAUGACUACCUGGAGUCGGCUGUGAAACAAUACACGGAUCUGCAGUUCUUCGCCGGAGCCAUACAACUUGUCCUCCGGGUUGCUCACGAAAAGGACAAGGCUAAUGAGGCCUUGUCCUGGAUGGCGGAAGGUCGGCCAGAGCCAGACCCUCGGAAAGCAAAAUUUGAUCUCAGGAGUCAGUGCUACGACCUCAUCCACGCGGUCAUUGUCGCGGUGGAUAAGACCACCGAGCAAGGUCCAAGUUUCGUGGAUGGUCACCCAACGAUAGCUGUGACCAGGCGGAACGAAGCAUACGAUGUGAUCAGCCGUUCAAAGGACGAGGCGUUUUUGACGAAUCUCUACGAUUGGUAUCUGCAGCAGGGAUGGUACGAUCGCCUGCUCGCGACGGAAUCCCCAUUCAUUGUCACUUACUUGCAACGCAAGUCGUCUGAGGACAUCCUUUAUGCGGAUCUGCUGUGGAAAUACUACUGCCAGACGAAUCAAUUUUCCGAGGCGGCCAAGAUCCAAUUGCAACUUGCCCGAAGCGCUUUCCCACUUUCGCUUGAAAAGAGACUCGAGUAUCUGAGCAGAGCGAGAGCCAACGCAUCCACCUACACCCCGGGAGGGAGCCGUAAGACGAAGCAACAGUUACUGCAAGAAAUCACCGAACUCAUUGACAUCGCGGACAUACAAGAAGAGGUGCUCCAACGCCUGCGUGACGACUAUCGACUCGGGCCCGAACGGAGACAAGAAGUCCUCGAUCAAGUCAACGGACAGAUCCUGGACAUUAACACGCUGUUCAACAACUAUGCGGACAAUGCCGGGUACUAUGACCUGUGUCUCCUGAUCUAUCAAGUUGCCGAUCAUCGGGAUCCGGCACAGAUCAAGCAAACUUGGCAGCAGCUCCUUCAGUCGGUGCAUGACAAGGUGCAAGAGGAAGGACAGAUCCAGCCGUUCGAAGCCAUUGCCGACGAGGUAAGGAGUCUGGGCAGCAAAUUACGCGUGUCGGAGACGACGUUCCCUGUCCAGACUUUACUACCCAUCUUGGAGAAAUACUCGUUCGAACAUCAACGCAACGUGGCGCCUCCGCAUUGGGUCGUUGACAUUUUCCUUUCCCUGGAGAUCCCCUGUGAGCGGCUUUUUGAGAUCUUGGAAACGAUAUUCUUCUCGGGCGAUGCUCCCUUUGUGGGAUCUAAUCGCAAAUACAUCGCGUCAGAACUGGUCUAUGUGGUAGGUAGAUGGUUCCACGAUUCGACGCGGGCAGGGUCUGUGAUCUUUGGGAGUGAAGCAGCCGCGACGAGAGUGCAGGAAACAAUGCGAGCCUUGUUGCAGCAGGGGAGAGCAGCAGGCCUAGAUGAGGAAACGACAAGGGUUGCCCGGGAGGUUGUAGAGAGAGUCGGCCAACUUCUAGGAUGA
This is a messenger RNA of Cladophialophora psammophila CBS 110553, 4098 nucleotides long. RefSeq lists its product as uncharacterized. The record is from RefSeq and is a predicted model, not a curated record. Gene Ontology annotation, biological process: protein localization to nuclear inner membrane; protein import into nucleus; transcription-dependent tethering of RNA polymerase II gene DNA at nuclear periphery. Gene Ontology annotation, cellular component: nuclear pore inner ring; nuclear pore. The transcript has a single exon. The coding region runs from base 1 to 4098 and encodes 1365 amino acids. Gene Ontology annotation, molecular function: structural constituent of nuclear pore. Lineage: Eukaryota; Fungi; Ascomycota; Eurotiomycetes; Chaetothyriales; Herpotrichiellaceae.